Molecule: messenger RNA, 1597 nt
Organism: Sphaeroforma arctica JP610
Lineage: Eukaryota; Ichthyosporea; Ichthyophonida
Exons: 4
Coding region: 55-750 (231 amino acids)
Biological process (GO): phospholipid transport
Cellular component (GO): mitochondrial intermembrane space
Molecular function (GO): phosphatidic acid transfer activity
Source: RefSeq, a predicted model, not a curated record
UACAAAAUUUGUAUAUAACUACACCUCUUGUCAUUUACUUUAUUUUGGAGAAACAUGAUUGAGUUUGUGAACAGCCAUGUAUUUGGUCACGAGUGGUCCAACAUCACACAGGCCAACUGGCAGAAGUAUCCCAACGAACAUAGCCCCCAUAUUAAUUCAGUAGACAUCGUUGAACGCAAAGUCACCGGUCCUGGUAUUCUGGAUACUGUCCGGCUCAUUGGAUGCAAGCAACAGGUUCCCUACUUAUUGCGACGCCUGGUUGGUAGUGCAGACGACGAAGCGUAUGUCUACGAAACAUCGAAGGUUGAUGUGCCCAACAGAACCAUGAAGUUGGUUUCAAGAAACGUGACCUUCAGCAAACUGGUGACUGUGGACGAAACCUGCACGUACACGCCCAACCCCAUUGAUGAAAGCACCACACUAUUCGAGCAGCGCGUGAGAAUCACAGCCAUCGGAGUGCCGGGUUGGAUAGUGAAUAGUGUAGAGGCGGUCAUGGCUGACAAUUAUAAGAAGACUGCUUCCAAAGGACGCAACGCGCUGAAUGAGGUGUGUGACAUGGUGGUGCUGUCUCCGUUCUCUGUGGUCGAGCAUAUGAUGGAGGAAGCAAGAGAUGAGAUGCAGAAGAUGACCUCAGACUUCAGCCGGCGUGCGUCUGAGAGGCUCAGCUCGGUGUUUGAUUGGGAUAGCAAACCCGGCAAGAGCGGGCAACCCGAGAGUGCGGAGGCGGAUACAAAAGAGGAAAGGAAGUAGAUGCUGGGGUUAAUUUUAGCGACAGAACAAGCAGCCUUUUCUUCCAUAUGCUUGUGUUGAAGUGCUGUGCCUGGACAGUCACACGGUCACAGUCACACCACGCCAAACAUGUCAGUUGCACGGUAUACGCCUGUCAUGCGGGGUGUCUCGAUAUUGUACUAUCGUAGCUUAAUUUGCCCAUUUUAUGUGUAAGACACAUCCGCAAUCAUGAUAGGGCGACAUCGAAAUCAUCAUAUAUACCAUAUACUUACAGAAGCAUUAUAUAUUACAUAUACUUUCAGAAGCAUCUUAUAUUCCAUAUACUUAUCGCGCCUGUUUCUCCGCACAUCACUUACAAGUGUGACUCGUGAACAGCCACUCAUCCGGCGUGCUGUGGAAGUUUAACUGCGCGAUACUCCAGGGUUUUAAGGUUUUAUGCUAUACUCCGGGCUCGCACGAGCAGUUCUAGCGGUACAACUACCACCUCAGUGCUUGCAGCAUCUCAGCGCUAAGGUGGGUGGCACUGUAAUAUCUCGACCAACUCAGCCACCCGCCAGUGUUUGCACUGAAGCGGUGACUCUACCAUUCUAGCAGAUGUUAAAGUGUGAAAGUAAGACAGCUGAGCUGUUGUAAGAUCUCAAUCAGAUGUCUUCACACCGCCUGUGAUAAAAUCGUAUAAUGGGCUCCCUUCGAGAUAGUCAUGUGGGAAGUGUACAGCAAUGAGUAUCCAGCACGCGAGUGAAUAUAUCCGAGUGGCCUUUGCUUCCUGCCCUCGGCCUGAGAGUUGAUUUAAAUCACACAGUGGAGCGUAUGUAAAUUGUACGAUAGCACCUAAAUAAAAGAAAGUGUGUCUUUGGUCUGAUUUUUC